AUGUGCGAGUUCACAUCAGCCAUGAUAGAUCCCCUUAAAGCCGACGCCGAUACCAGAAAUACAUUUCAAAGUUGUUUUGAUGAUCUGGUGGACAAGGCAAUUGACACGGAGCAGAAGAAGGUACUACACGGGUGAUAAAAAGGUUUCCAAUCAACACUUUAUGAUAUCCUUUACCCCUAAAGUCGAUUCUAGUGGGAAUGCUCUCGCCCAUCUGAACACACGGGUGCCCUUACCCUUACGUGCUAUAUUGGGGACAUUGUUGUCUCUCUUCUUUCCUUACCAAUAACCACCAGUGAGGACGCUUUGUGUGCCACAUAAAGCCUCCUCACCGGUGGUUAUAUGGGUGUAAUAUCGGAUAUUACAAAGGGGAAAAUAUAUUUUCAAGAUUUAUGCACACAAUGUCACGGUAAACUUAGUGCUAAUUCAAUCAAUCAUGAGAAUUUGACGUAUUUUUUAAUUCGUUAAAGCGGUCGGAAAUAUUCCCAUACAAACUCUCAUAGUUCCGCCAUGACUGUUAUUGCGCAAGAUGAUAAUCUCACAGCUAGAGCUUGGGCCGCCUGUGAUUCAAUGUACAGGACGUCAUUUUUAUGUCUUUCUACUGUAUGUACAAAGAAACAAUUAAUCAAUUUCCAGUGAAAGAAAUUUAUACUCUAGUGAAUCUAUUGAAUAAUGUGACGUUAAACUGAAUGAUUUAAUGACACACAUCAGGCUGAACAUGCCCACCGCCGGGCGCCAUAGCUGAUCCGGCCAGAAAUUAGUUUUCAACUUGAAUUGUAUUACUUAUUCCUAAGAAAUCUUUCAGACCCUUGAUUUAGCAGCUCUAUUCUGUUGUAGAUCACAGUCGUGACGUCAAAAUGUGGCAAGAGCAAAAAGGUGGCACAUGACGCGCGGCCGGGUGUGUCACUGAUAUGUCGUUAGAAUUGUUUUGAAUUAAAUGAAGCCAAACGUUGUUAUUCGUGACGUCCCCUAUGAGGCUCUCCUCUGAUAAGUAAUAAGCAAAAACCAGUCCAAAUUCAGCUCAUUGCGUAAAAUAAUGUAUCGACGAAUUUUUUCGCAGUUCAUCUCUCACCCAGUGGUGUAUAACUUGCUCAACUCCAGAUGGUACCAAUCCUUUUUUCACGUAAGAAAAGAAUCAUGGCGGAAACCUCAACGCUGGGGAUACUUUUUUCUCAACCUCUGGACAGUGUUUGACAUCGUCUUUUUUCCCUUUCUCUUUGCCAUUUUCUUCGUCGUGCAUUUGAUAAAACAGGCCUUGAGGAGGAAAAGAGGUUUGUAAUAUCGUUUUGCUAGCAUUACAUGGUAAUGCGUUUUCAGCAAGCUCUAAAGUAUUCAAAAGGUUUGGGCCUGAGGGGGAGAGGGGUGAGGAGUGGAGGGUGAUGGCUUUUCUGUAUUUUAUUCCUAACUCCAUAAAACUGAGUUACCAUGCAAACUGAGUCCUCUCAACUGAAACAAUACAGGAGUCCUGGCUAAAACUAUGCGCGAGGUGCGGGUCACGUAUUUCUUCCCUGGCACGUGAAACGCGCUUCGUGCUUGCGAAAAACUGCGCCAGUUCUGCAGGAUACAUCGUUCAAGGAGCGUUCACAGGCCCCGUAUUUGUUCCCACCUGAUCAUAACGGUCUUAAGAAUGGUUGGGACCGUUCUAACCAAGUUUUGAGAUUAGAUACAAGCAGCUACUGGGGAGUUGUUGCUGUGCUUUGUAUCAGUCAGUGUUGCAUGUUUCCUUUAUUGAUCAGUGGUUUAAUCACUUAGCCUCUAAUGCUUUCUUCGAUCAUUUUUCAGAAACUGAAAUAUGUUUUGUUUUGACGCUGGGCAAAGAUACCUCAAAAGAAGAAUUUAAUCUGAUUAAAAAGACGAUAAACUACAUUAUUGGUGAAUAUGGCUGCCACUCUGCCAAAUACUGUGUUGUUUUACAUGAAGACCACAAAAUUAUCGGUAACAUCAACUUUGAAGAGAGGUGCACUACUGAGGAUGCACUUCGAGCGAGGAUUAACCAGUUACAGCUGCCAAACUCUACCAGUUCACUCGGUGAAGAUCUUAUGGCCACCCGAGGUGCAUUCACAAACCAAACACUUGGAAAGGAGGCCAAAAAGGUGAGGAAUACAUGCACGCAACCGUUUUCCCGGCGGAGCGCUGUCAAGUUUUGUUCCUUAACUUGUUCCUAUGGGCUCAUUUUGCAGUCACGGGCUGGUUAUCAGGCCUUGGUAAGUUAUACUUACCGAUUCAUAUUCAGUAUUGAUUGAUUUUGAAGAUCGCAUGCUACAGUUGAUUUAUGUUUAAAACAUAAACACAAAUCACGUUUUAGUUAGUGUCACGGCUCAUGGGCCGGCCCCUGGCAUUUGCCUUCUUGCUGGAGGACUCAGGCUUUCCCCUCGUACUUCAAGCUUUUAAACUCACUGUCACGAAUAAUCAAGCGUUUAUGCUCUUUCUAUAUUAGAUAUCAGAAUGAGAAAAACAUGUCCCACUAUUUUGCCUUGGUAUCAGUAAAAAGCAAUAACCAUUUCACGAUUGCUAUCGGCUAGUAAUCUUCCCGUCUUUCAGAAGAACUAUUGCGUCAAACUCCUCGGGAAUUUUGUUGAAGACCUCCGGUACGUCCGUUUUAAAUACAGUUGUCUUUUAAGUCCCAAAACUUCCAAGCUUUUAGCCAGUCGUUUGUGCUUUUUUUGGGUAUUUUUGUUCUUCAAUUCUCCUGUAAACUUUGAACUAAAACGUGGUUACUUUCCACCAACUUGUCCGCCAUUUUGUUUUGCUUUGCUUUCGCGACUCUCUUGACUCUCAAUCAAUUUAAUUUCAGCUUUCUGCAAUCUAUUCUACUUUUUGCAUUCAGUUUCAACUCUCUACACAGUUUGGGAUUAACUGACGCCUUCUCAACCAAUGAGCAUGCUGAAAUUUUUGCAUGCAUAUUAGAGGUAACUGACGGCUAAAAUGUCACUUUUUCGGAAUACCGUCUAAAUGCCUCGAGUAACACAUUGAAACAGAUACAAGGUGCUUCGUAUGCCUCUUUGCACCUUUUUUUCGCCGGGAAAACCGUCCUAAAUGCAGCUUCGUGAGUCAUCCGCCGUAAACGCUUCGAUUUUGAUCAUGUGACCUUAUACGUCACACGUGUGUACAUUAACCGAAAAAAAAAUGGCGGAUAGUACUUCGAGUGAAAGCAGUCCUAUUUCGGGGUCUUAUUAUUCGGAUUUUGAGGCCUCGAUGGAAAGUGAACAUGAUGAAAGGGUUUAUGAAUCCGUUGGUGAAAUCAGGCCCAGCCAAUAUGAACCGCCAGGACGAAUGUAACCUAAAAUAGAGGGCGGGGUCAGAAGAGGAUCAAGAGCCCGUGCGCCGCGGCCGCCUCAAUCGAGAAAGCAAGAAUGGUGAGUGCAUUUGCGAUUGUAAAAAGAUCUGAAAAUCAGUUGCUUUUCAAUUAUAGGAGCGAUCAAUUAAAGAAACCAAGUGUGUAGACUCUUGAAUACCGUGAGAGUGAAAUGUUUUUAUGCUACACGCACGCACCUUCCGAAGCUAAGGUUUCACUGACUAAAAAUACAAACAUACACGCUUGUGGAGGUGAAUUGGAUGGAUUAUACACGUUCACACGCGAUUGAAUCGGUUUCAAGUUUUCCUGUGUUGAAUUUGGCGAACGAUUGAAGAUUUCUCGGCUUUUACUUUAAAACACGAUGCAGCAUUCGCACAUGAAGAAUUGUAAAUAAAGUAAAGUAGCCUUAAGUUUGAGUUAUCUCUCACGUUUUUAACAGUUACAGAGCUGAUAACUGUUUCUUUUUUGGUGAAACCAAUCAUGCAAGUUGUGCUCUCUAUUUCUUCUGUUCAACAUCGUGAAAAAAAUUGCUAAUUUACUGAUUUUUUUUUUAAUUACAAGGUGUUACUGUGGAAACUGCCAUUCAAUGUGGGGGAAGGAAGAAAACAUCUUUUGCCAAGAGGUAGAUGAAGUCAAAAAUAAAAAUUUGGAUGAUUUUACAAUGGAAAGUAGGCAGAAGCCAGAUGUAUAGUCCAGCAUCCAGGGUUUGAGGAAACUGAUGAAGGCUGACGCCGUCUGCAUUUGUUUUGUUACAAAACAUCACUACACAGCGCUUCCCUUGUUUCCGUUUUCUUUGUUUUACAUCUUGUUGUUUUCUGUCCAUAUUGUAAAUGUCAACGAAGCUAAGAGUAGUACAGUUUUUUAUAACUUUUCCGUGAACAUAUAUGUAUAUAUAUAUAUAUAACAGUUUUUAAAGUUCAGGUCGUAAUUUGAGAAACAUUACCUACUUGUUAUUUCCAUAGCACGAGUUUGUCGCCGACUCUGUUCCUUUUUUUACCAAAGCCUGCGUUUUGAACGGUAGGAGCUAGGCAUUCCCAUGACAUGUGCUUUAAUGGUUUCCUCUCUCAGGCUGUCAGCUUGUUUUACUGUUCACUCAGCUGACAGUGGUACAUUUUUUUCAAUUUUUACUCGAUAAUGGUUAAGAGGAAAAAAUUAUGGGAACAUAUAUUUUUUUACAGCUGUUUGGAAUGGCGUGCAAACUACCUGUGGCUCUGAAUACAGGCACGCUAUCUGUCGCCUUUCAAUUAUUCAACCUUCGUUGUUUUAUUUCUCACUUCGUAUUUCAUAGUCUCUAAUUGGUGGCCUAUAAGAGAAUGGAACAAAUCUUAUUUUUUUCCGCUAGUAAAUUUCGGCAGCAGCUGAGCAGCCGGGACGAAGUUGUUACUUUCAGGUCUUGACAUGACGCUUUUCACUACCUUACACACGUGUGACGGAUCACAUCCUGACCUGGCCGUCGAUUAAGCGUCAAAAAAAAUUUGUAGAAAAUUUGAUUUUGCACCACAUAUCGUAAAUUUGCUCAUGUAGGAUUCUUUAAAGAAUGUAUUGGGACAAAAAAGGAGAACAUUUGGCGUCAGUUACCCUUUAAUGAUUUAGUUAUUUAUCGUAUCUGGCAUUACAUGUACAUAACAGCUACAGUUAUCAGUUGUGUGAACAGAUUCAAUAAACGGUGAGAUAAACAAAACGAUAAAUAACUUAUGCAAUAGAUCCAUGGUCAGUAGUUGAGAUACUUACAAGCACAUCAGCAAUAUUCUCUGCGAAUCCAAUUAUUGUUUUUCAAAGUGUUUUUUUGUAAAAAAAUUCAAGCAGCUCCUUUAAUUUAUAAGAAGGCUGGUGUAGUUUCAAGAUUGAUAAGUUUGGGCUCAUAUUUGAUAAAACUUGUAAAUUUUUUUUUGAGAAUCAAGGGAAUAAAUAUCACCUUUUUUUCAUUUUAUGUUUACAAUAGGUGGUCGUGCUCUUUCUUAAUGACUCGUUAAGCAUGGUUAAGGCUAGCACUGGGAGUCCACAGCUCAUAGAGGAGAUAAAGGAGAUGAAUAUUAACAUCUUUCCCGUCGGUAUCGGGGAGCACGCCAAAUUAUCAGAGUUAAUUAAGAUGGCAACUAAAGAUGGUACAGCACGUCACUUUGGAGAAUUCGAGUCACACGAGACGUUGGGAACAGCUGUCAUACAAGGUAACCUGGAGAGGUUUAAAAUUACGAUAUCAAAAACCCUCCUUAGAAUGAUUAUUCUCCUAAUUGGUUGGGAAAAAAAAUAAGAAAGUAUUGCAUGCACUUGUUACAAUUCGAAUUGAGGAAGGUUUUUAACGGUAUUAUAUUUUAAAAGCUUUAACUUUUCUCCCACUGCUCGGAAGUGUAACUGGCUUUAUAAUCGAUAUGUUUUACUUUCUUACAGGUAUCGAGGGAAAGACCAUCUAUGGUGAGGACGGGCUAUUUUUGGUAGCUAGAUUUCCAGAUCGUUAAACUUUUUUUUUCCAAAUAAUUUUCGUCAGAUCGUCAGUGCUUCUAGAGUUUUCUUUUGAUGGUCUCCAUUCUAAGCUCGCGUCUCAUUCAUUGUCCUACCGAGUAUAACUAUGAUUACUAUGAUGUCUUCCAGAGAAAUACAAGGAUUACUUUACGACUCCUUAUUUCAUCUUUUUCCGUGACACGCUGAGUUAUCUCAUCCUCCUCGUUCUUCACUUCGCCAUUUGCCUGUCCCCUUCAACUAUUGCCUUCAGUCGACUAGAAUGGGCCAUUUUAGUUUUCUUCCUGGGACGCGUUUUGAUGGAGGUGGAUCAGUUUAUUAGUCCUAAAAAGGCUGACAUGAAAGCAUGUAAGCUGUGUAGGAGGAAUAGAGAUGGCUCCAGCUACCAAGUAUGUUCACAAGAGGGUCAACAAGAGACAAAUGAGGCAGAAGAAGACAAUAUCUUGCGAAAGAAACUUAGUAAUUAUUUCAGGUAUUUCAGCGUUUUCUUUUCUGUUUCUUGUGACAAUACUAGAUUCUCAUUCAUGUUGGGGGCAUGUCAGCUAGGAAGGAUGGGGAAAAAGAGUUUACAGCUUGAAGACGAUAACAAAAUGAGCCACUGUUCUCAGCUUAGGUACACUGGUAAUUUUUUUAGAGCUCUAUCAUUAGUCAUGAGGUGACAUGGUUCACUGCCCGGGUUCAUUGACAGCAACCGAUUUUUAUUGUUUUAGUACACCAUUAAUUAGCUCGUACUCAUUGCAACAAUAAAUAGUGUACUUGUAAGAACUGAUUAUUUUGCCUCAUAAUUAUGAAAGGUUUAGCAGUUCACGGAUUCCCUUAAAUAGAUAAUGGUCUUCUAGUACUGAUAUCUACUACUUUUAUAGUGACCGUUGGAAUGUGCUUGACUUCAUCAUUCUUGUUUUCUACCUGAUUACCUUCAUACUGCGCAUAAUUACAUGGGUGAACUCCACGGACGCGUCAGAAAACUCACUCUUGGCUGUCUCAGAGUAUUUCUAUGGAUUUAUCGCCAUGUUUCUCACACUGAGAGCCUUUGGUCAAGUCAUAGAGCGCAAGCGGGGAAUGGGUGCGAUACAAAUCGCUUUGUUCUUUGUUAUCGGGGAUGUAAUGGCGAUAUUUUGGCAGUUUUUGGCCAUGAUUCUAGCAUUUUCUCUGGCUAUGACCAAGAUAUAUGUUGCUGAGAAGACCUAUACCUCAGGAAAAGAUUCCGCGGAGGAUUUGUGAGUACAUAUUGCGAUCUUUCUAAAUUAUCGAAACCGUGAGUGACAGAUUUUAACUUGUUGGGCCCAUUCAUUUGUUAGUCUUUUUAGUAGUGGGGUGGAAGAGCUUUCCUUUUACGUUAUGGAGGGGAACCUUAUGAAUGUUUAGGUACCCAAUGUAAGAAACAGUGGGCUAAAAGCUAAUCAAGUGAGAUUUACUUUUUUGGAUGGGAGGCCUAACAGGAGAGUAAAACUACUCAGAUCAGAAUGUCAAACGUAGCAUGAAGGCCGAUUUUUUACAGUCUUUAUGAAUACUCAAGCAGGAAAUUUCAACAAGAGGCCUCAAUAAAUAAGUCACUUCGUCGCGCCACUAAUACACAAAAGGUUUGAAAUCAAAUUAUGAUAGCCUGGUGCCCAUUAAUCAUCGCAGGGUCAGUCGUAGUCAUAAAUUGUGGAGUCAGUGACUUGCUAUACACUGACUUUUUGUGUUUCUGGAGGUAUAAGUUCAGGAAUGUUAGUUAAAAAUUUCUCUGGAACAACACAACCGUGUAAAAUAAAUUUGGAAGGGGGGGGGGGGUGGUUAUGGGACAAUUUCUGUUGGUUAAACCGUAAACCAUGGCAACGGUUUCUUUAACCAUUCAUUUUCUCCUAUCAUUUUUAGGGCAUGCAGUGAUUCCGGGCUAAUUUGGUAAGAAUAAAAUUACAGCUUUUUUCUACUCUAAUUUUAACUUUGUACUCUGAUGUCUAAAAUAUACCUGGUUACACGAAAUUUUUGCUAACCUUGAAUUUCGCGCUUUCAAUAUGCCGCGAUUAUUUAAAAUGUUUCAAGCGUGAAAUUCUAUACCUGAGGGGUCGGAAAGGUUAAUUAAGGUCUCCGGGAGGAAAAAAGUGGAAAAAAAAAAUCAUACUGAUGUGUUAAAAUAAGUACUGAUGUUCAACACCGUGCUUUACCAGCUUCAUCAUGAAAAUUUGCAGGAAAGACACUCUUUCCUUUCAUGGCAGCAGAUUUACUAGAACAAGAAGCAGAGCUUCGAGUGAAGAAACCUUCUUUGCCUCGCAUCCCCUCGCGGCUUCGUGUCCGAUUAAUUAACGCUACUUCGCCACUUAAACCUGCAAAAGGCCAGCCCAGCUAUUAGUUUAACUUCUUAGUUUAACUUCUUAAGAGGUACCUUACGGUUUCUCCUUCUGGAAAAAUCCAGACUUCAUCGUUGCUAUUUCUUUUUACCAGUGGUAUCCCUCAAGUUUAAGGUUAUCUUGUAAUAUUUCUUCAGCGUUGCUAUUUCUUUUUUAUUAAUGGUAUCCCUCAGGUUUAAGGUUAUCGGUGAUAUUUUGGAUACCAACACGUAAAUGUGUUGAUAUUUGACUUGAUGGAGCUGACUAGGAAUCUUGAAAGCAAAUUUUGAAAUCGAUGAUCCAUGUAAGAGCAGUGACACGAUGGCCUCCAGGACACACACGUUUAAAAACAUUUAUGGCGGUCUUGACGAUUUCAAUUUCAAGAACUGAAUGGUGUUUCGAUCUAACUCAUUGCUUAUGUUCUUCAGUUGGUGGAACAUGGCGACACACCUUGGUUGGUCUUUACUGGGUUUAGCUGACCUGGAUAGGUUGAACUCCGUCGACAAUUCAUCCGUUUCUCUUAUUCAUGUGCUGUAA
Pocillopora meandrina is the source of this 8595-nucleotide messenger RNA. Lineage: Eukaryota; Metazoa; Cnidaria; Anthozoa; Scleractinia; Pocilloporidae. The record is from the annotation of a GenBank genome assembly.